AUGGAUAAACAAGCAUUGAGGCGACGAAAUAAAUUGCUCAAAAAAAACAAAGAACGCAUGGAUAUUUUAAUGGGUAUAUCUAAAGUAAAAGAAAUAGAAAAAGAUGAAGAAAACGAAUUGAAAAUAGAAAAACGUGGAAAUGCUGAUGAUAAUGAUAACACCACAGAACAAGCAGAUAACCAAAAUAGUAAUGAUAAAAAACAAGAAAAUGAAAAAUUAAAAAACUCAAACCUCAAUACAAUGAAUGAAAUAGAUACAUCUCCUGUAGCAAUAUCCAAUUCAGACACAUCAAAUGAUAUCGCCCUGAAUGCAAACCAAACGAAUGAAGAAGGCGAUAAAACAAGCCAAAAUUCUGAUACUCUGAAAAAUAAAAAAAAUGUUCCUAGCAAUGGAAAAAAUAAUAUAAAAAAAGAUGAAAAUUGUUUAACUCAAAGUAAUGAUAAGAAAGAAAGAUCUAACCUAAAAGACAAUUCAAAAGAAGAAAAAAAUAAAGAUAUAGAUAAAACAAAAGAUAAUAAUAGUAAGUUAGAUAGCAAUGAUACAAAAGAAAAUGAAAAUAUAACAGCAAUUAAAGUUGAUGGAAAAAAAAAAAUUCAAUUUUUUAUAUUAAUAAUAUGUUCUAUGUUGAUAAGCCUUUUAAAACGGAAAUUUUAUGAUAACAAAAAAAUUGUAUAUAUUGAUAAAUCUUUUAUAAAUCAAAAGAUGAUUUUUCGUUUUAUGAAUUCCAAAUUUUUUUUAAUUUUUUUUUCAUUCUUAUAUAAUUUAUUGUUUUCCCUUAUCGAUAUACGCUCAUAUCUUAAAAAAAAAAAUAUGACAAUAUAUGAGAUAGUAGAAAAUAUUAAAAAUAUAAGAAAUAAAUUCAAAAAUGAAUCUGAAGCUUUGUUUUUUCUUUUAAAUAACGGAUCAACAUUUUCUAUUUUUUUCGUGAAUAUAAUCAAAUCAUAUAUAUUAUUUAUGUUUUUAACUCAUUUGUUUGAUGAUAUAUUUCAUAGUUAUUCUGUUUUUACAUCCACGCCAAUUUUCCAAAAAGUAAAUGUUAUAUAA
Molecule: messenger RNA, 1044 nt
Organism: Plasmodium berghei ANKA
Lineage: Eukaryota; Apicomplexa; Aconoidasida; Haemosporida; Plasmodiidae
Product: conserved Plasmodium protein, unknown function
Exons: 1
Coding region: 1-1044 (347 amino acids)
Source: RefSeq, a predicted model, not a curated record